AUGAGCGUCAUCCAGAACGUUGUCAUCGCUGGUGCCACGGGAAACCUCGGUGGAGCCAUCCUGUCUGCACUUCUGUCAUCCGGUCGAUUCAACGUGACUGCAUUUUCUCGUGACGGGUCCAAAUCUGUGCCCUCUGGAGUGACCUGUAUACAGGUGGACUACGACUCUAUUCCCAAUCUGGCUUCCCAUCUAGCCGGCCAGGAUGCCGUCGUCUCCGUGCUAGGAACCCUGGCCAUGGACGCACAGAAGAACCUUAUCCAGGCAGCUGCCAAUGCAAAGGUUACUCGUUUCAUCCCUUCAGAGUUCGGAUCGGACCUCGAGAAUGCAGAAAACCGUUCGUUUCCGGUGUUUGCUGGGAAGGUGGAGUCCCAGAACAUUCUAAAAAGUCUCGCCGAUGAAGGCCGGAUGACGUACACAUUCGUCUCCAAUGGGGCCUUCCUGGACUGGGGACUGAAAGUUGGUUUUAUUCUCGACCUUAAAAACCGAAAAGCAGUGCUCCAUGAUGGAGGAAAUAGAAAGUUUUCAGCGACUACACUUGCAACUGUCGGUAAAACUGUGGUCGGUAUUCUUACCCAUGCUGAAGAGACCAAGAAUCGAUUGGUCAAGGUUAGCGAAUUUGGAUCUACCCUCAAAGAGCUCCUUCAGUUGUCACAGAGUAUCACUGGGGCAGACGGUUGGGACAUUACAGUGUCUGAUACCGCAGUGGCAACAAAGAAAGCUAUGGAGCUGGUCAAACAGGGGGUCUACACCGACGAAUCCAUGUUUCCUUUUGUGUUCAAGGCGAUUUGGGGUUAUGAGAAUGGGGGGUUCUAUAGUGAAAACGACAACGAGCUCUUGGGAAUUGAGCAGCUAAGCUUGCCAAAUGUGAAGGAGAUUAUCUUGAAGAUCGCUCAGGACAAUCCAUGA
Molecule: messenger RNA, 906 nt
Organism: Aspergillus tanneri
Lineage: Eukaryota; Fungi; Ascomycota; Eurotiomycetes; Eurotiales; Aspergillaceae
Product: aromatic alcohol reductase
Exons: 2
Coding region: 1-906 (301 amino acids)
Molecular function (GO): oxidoreductase activity
Source: RefSeq, a predicted model, not a curated record